AUGGCACCUAAGAUUCAGAAAGUUGCGGUCGCCGGCGCGACUGGUCACGUUGGCAGCCAUGUAUUGAAGGCUCUGAUCCAGGAUGGGUUCCAAGUCACUGUCCUCACUCGAAAGGAGGGGAAUUUCCCAGCAGGAGUUACCGUCAAGGUGGUCGACUAUACUUCAUCUGACGCCAUCAAGGAGGCUCUGCAGGGGAACGAGGCGUUCGUCGACUGCACUCUUGUUCAAGACGACACCCCGACGCGAAUGAUGGACGCAGCCGCCGCAGCUGGGAUCUACCGAUACAUCCCGUCCGACUUCAGUCUGGACUCCAAUAACCCCAAGCCACACACCCUACCGAUUUGGUUCAAGAAAGACGCCAAUGACAAGUAUCUCCUGAAGAAGUGCCAAGACACCGGCAUGACAUGGAGUAUCAUCUGCAACGGUGCAUUCCUGGAUUUCUGCCUACGCACCGGGUUCCUCAACAUCGACAUUUACAAGAAGACGAUCGACUACAUGAACGACGGAAACAACGUCAUCCCUUGGACUACCCUCGAGACUGUCGGAAAGGCUGUCUCUGGAACUCUAUCUCACCCUGCCGAGACUGAAAACCGCGCCGUUUAUGUUCACUCAGUCAACAAGAGCCAGAGGGAGAUGGCCGACCUUUGCAAAGAGGCGUUGGGUUCCGACGGAUGGCAGGAGUCCGAGUCAAACAUGGAGGAGAGAUUUGCUGCAGCUCUGGCGAAGCUUCAAUCUGGACAGUUUGACCUGGGUGUUUUGGCGGACAUGAUCAGAUAUGCCAACUCAAAGCCUGACUUCUCAUCGCCAUGGAAGCAGAGUGACAAUGAGUUGCUUGGCGUCAAGGCCUUGUCGGAUGCUGAGCUUAAGGACUUGAUCAAGGCGGUUGAAGCAGAGAGAAACUGA
This is a messenger RNA of Colletotrichum karsti, 903 nucleotides long. Its product is annotated as isoflavone reductase family protein. The record is from RefSeq and is a predicted model, not a curated record. NCBI's taxonomy places the organism in Eukaryota, Fungi, Ascomycota, Sordariomycetes, Glomerellales, Glomerellaceae. Bases 1 to 903 code for a protein of 300 amino acids. The transcript has 2 exons. Gene Ontology annotation, molecular function: oxidoreductase activity.